AUGCCUCGCUUUGUUCCCAGACAGCGCAAGCACAAAGUCCGACGGCGCGACACUGUCCAAGAUGGGAGCAACAACUCCAACACCAAUCAGAUCCAGAUCCUACCUCAAUCGAAAGAGGAGAAAGAGGGGACGCGGCGAAAGCUCAAGGAAGAGCUGAGGGCCGGACAGUCCAAUAUCUCCAGCAAGAAGCAGAAACGGCUGGACAAGUACAUUGACACCAAGCUCAAGAAGGACGAAAAUCUUGACUUGAUAAAGAAAUUGUCACAAGCUAAAUUCGACACCAGUCAAUUGCAAAGCUCGAAGCAUCUGGGAAAGCGGAAGCACGCUCAAUAUGCUGCUGAUAUUGACCCUCGCAAAAAAGACCUUGCAGAUGGUAACCGGAAGCCAGAUGACUCUGACGAGUCUGAUCUGGAAAGUACAGAUUCCUUUGGGCAACAACACGAGCAUUCCUCCUCCAGCUCCUUCGAACCGAGACGUCAGAACCAGGACCUACCAUUGAAGCCCGUGGUAAUGCAGGGUAGUGGGCUUAGACAGCCACUGGAGGUGGACAGUAAUGGUUUGCCCGUAAUACACAAUAAAAGGAAGAAGGCAAAACGAAAAAGCAUAGAAGAUGAUUGCUGGGAAGGUUUUGGCACCGAGUCAGAUGCUGAAGUGCAGUCGCCAAAGCAUUGCGAUGAUAUGCGAUAUGGCGGGCUGGUGGCAGGAUCCACAACGGAUAUCGAUGAAGAAUCAGCAGAAGACCUUGAUUUCAGCACUACGGACUCUAGUGAAAGCGGAUACGAAAGCAGUCCAGAUGGUGAUGAUGCAGGAGGAAAGAUCAAAAUUGCACCUCGAGUUUCAGCGUUCAAGUCAUGGGCGACGCAACAGAUCAAUGAGUCUUUAGGCCAUGUUCCAUUUCAGGGGAGAGAUUGCACUCAACCAUCCAAACCUGUGACUGCUACAGUGCAGACGAUUGUACCUACACGGGCUCCCGAUGUUGGCAUGGUACAGGAGGAACGAAAAGAUGGACUUGGCAGAAAGAUCUGUAAUGUGCCAGUCACCCGCACCGCCGAGAUAGGGGCAUCGCGCGAGAAACUUCCCAUCGUAGCAGAGGAGCAGAAAAUCAUGGAAGCCAUUCAUAACAACCCGUGCGUCAUUGUCUGGGGCACGACUGGCAGUGGAAAGACAACCCAGGUUCCCCAAUUCCUCUUCGAGGCUGGAUAUGGCAGUCAUGAUAGUUCCACCCCGGGGAUUAUUGGCAUCACGCAACCCCGACGAGUGGCAGCUGUAAGUAUGGCAAAGCGAGUCGGCGAAGAACUCGGGCAAUAUUCAGGAAAAGUCUCGUACCAGAUCCGCUUUGAGUCCACUACUUCCAAAGACACUGCAAUCAAAUUCAUGACUGAUGGCAUCUUACUUCGGGAGAUCUCGCAAGACUUUGCUCUAUUGAAUUACUCUAUUAUCAUCAUUGAUGAAGCACAUGAAAGGAGUGUCAACACUGAUAUUCUCAUUGGCAUGCUGAGCAGAAUCGUGGAUCUACGGAAGAAGAUGAGCUCAGAAGAUUCCGAGGUCAGGCCACUCAAACUAGUCAUCAUGUCGGCUACGCUGCGAGUAUCAGAUUUCUUGAAGAAUUCACAUCUCUUCCCUGCAGCUUUACCUCCUUUGAUCCAGGCGGAGGGCAGACAAUUUCCGGUCACGACUCACUUUGCUCGACGUACAGAAAGAGAUUAUCUUGAAGAAGCCUUUCGUAAAGUCAGCCGUGGACAUCGUAAGCUCCCGCCAGGUGGUAUGUUGGUCUUUCUGACGGGCCAGAACGAAAUCAAAAGCCUUCUCAAGCGAUUACAUGACACCUUUCGCUCGUCGAAUCGAUCGGCAGUUGAUUCGAUGAGAGUGCAGCUUUCUGCCAGCGAAGGCCCGUUAGAAGUUGAUGACCUCGAACUUGGUACUGCGGAGGACGCAGAUAUUGAGGAAGAGGAUAGUGAGGACGAGGAUAGUGAGGACGAGGAUAGUGAGGUUGACUUUGUUGGCCAUGACGGUGAAGAUGAAGAUAUUGCUUUUGACAUUGGCGAACCUGUUACGGCUUCGUUGACCGUGCAUAUACUACCUCUGUAUUCACAGUUGCCCACGAAAGAGCAACUCAGAGUCUUUGAAAUACCACCAGACGGCUCACGGCUGAUUGUGCUAGCCACCAAUGUUGCCGAAACUAGUUUGACCAUCCCUGGAAUCCGCUAUGUUUUUGACUGUGGAAGAAGCAAAGAACGAGUAUAUGACCAAUCUACCGGGGUACAGAAGUUCGAGGUCAACUGGAUAAGCAAAGCAAGCGCAGAGCAGCGAGCCGGACGGGCAGGUCGAACGGGUCCUGGUCACUGUUACAGGCUGUAUUCGUCAGCAGUGUACGAGCGUGACUUUGUCGAGCAUACAGGUCCGGAGAUCCUAAGGACACCUAUUGAGAGUCUUGUGUUACAGAUGAAAACGAUGGGCCUCGACAAUGUAGUCAAUUUCCCCUUUCCAACUGCUCCUGAACGAAGCAGCAUUCUCAGGGCGGAGAAACUCCUGAAGAACCUUGGCGCUCUGACACCUACCGGCCGGGUCACCCAGUUAGGCCACCGUCUUUCGAUUUAUCCACUAUCGCCACGGUUUGGCAAGAUGCUUGCAAUUGGCGCGCAGCAUGAUUGCUUGCCAUAUGUCAUUGCCCUUGUCUCCGGGCUUGCUGAGGGUGAUAUCUUCGUGCCUGAGAAUCAGCUCGAGCUGAAUCCCAAAGAACGUGGAGAGGACGAAGUGUACACCAAUGAUGAUAGAUUGGAAGACAGCGCCAGAGAACAGCGUCAGAAAAACUAUAACAGGGCUCGAGCGAUAUUCAGCAAAAACGACCCAACAUCUGACGCUCUGAAACUACUAUCAGCAGUAUGUGCCUACGCAUACGCUCAAGACGGCGACGCCUUCUGCCGCCAAAUGUUCCUCCGCAGCAAGGCUCUGAAAGAGGUCUCCCAGCUCCGAAAACAACUCAGCGACAUCGUGCGAGCCAACCACCCACAAUCCAUCGGCCCCUACCUGUCCCGCCUGCCCACCCCGUCGCCUAAACAACUGAAAGCCCUAAACCAAAUCGUCGCAGCCGGAUUCAUCGACCAGGUCGCCAUCCGCGCAGACCUCGCCCCCAACCCACCCAUCUCUCCUCGUAAGCCUCAACGAGCAAUCGACGUCCCUUAUCUCGCCCUGUCCCCAUCAUCCACAAACACCACCAGCGGAACCACAUCCUCGGACCCAGCAAUCUACAUGCACCCCUCCUCCAUCCUCUCCCCACUCUCCCCCAAAUCUCUCCCGCAAUACCUCAUCUAUUCCCACCUCCAGCAAUCCGCCCCUUCCCUGAUCACCUCCUCUUCUUCUUCUGAGAAACAGCAAGCAGGCCCGAAAAUCCGCAUGUUCCCCCUCACGGCCGUCAGUGGAGCGCAGCUCUCGGCGCUGGCGCAUGGCACGCCGCUGCUGGAGUAUUGGCGGGGUGCCCGAACGGAGGGAGGCGUGGCUUGUCCCGUCGCUGAAGAAUGGUGA
Molecule: messenger RNA, 3522 nt
Organism: Endocarpon pusillum Z07020
Lineage: Eukaryota; Fungi; Ascomycota; Eurotiomycetes; Verrucariales; Verrucariaceae
Exons: 1
Coding region: 1-3522 (1173 amino acids)
Biological process (GO): maturation of SSU-rRNA from tricistronic rRNA transcript (SSU-rRNA, 5.8S rRNA, LSU-rRNA)
Cellular component (GO): intracellular anatomical structure; nucleolus
Molecular function (GO): ATP binding; RNA binding
Source: RefSeq, a predicted model, not a curated record